UAAUUUGGGUGGGAAAAGUCUCACAUCCCACAGUACCUACCAAGUCACAGAAGACAGAACCAAUAUCCCCGAAACUAGGGUCCACACCGCAGUCGUUGUUCCCAUUUAAACUAACUACAGACUUGAUCUAGAAUGACCAAUCAAAUUAACAACCAAGCAAUAUAGCAAUUUACUUCGAUUAAAUAUUAGCAUGAAACAAUAAGCUACUAAGUAGUCUACGGAGCACAAAUAAAUUGUCUUUGAAACAUCAAAUUUAUAGUAAAAAGAUAUAACGAAACGAGGGUGACAGACAGACAGCUGAUCUAUCGUCUUAUUUUUACUUAUACUAUAUCCAAACAAGUGCAAUAUCUUAGAGAAUGUCGAAACCUAGCGCAGCUCCCGCUCCCGCUGCUGCUCCAGCUCCCGCUGCUCAACAAAUCCCCCUUGUAAUGAAAUUUGUUUUAGGCGGAUCAGCUGGAAUGGGGGCAACAUGUAUAGUUCAACCCCUUGACCUUGUUAAGACGAGAAUGCAAAUCUCGGGCGUUGGAGGAGCUGCCAAGGAAUACAAGAACUCAAUUGAUUGUCUGACAAAGGUAAUUACCAAUGAAGGACCUCUGGCCGUUUACAAAGGACUCGGAGCUGGGCUUCUCAGGCAAGCUACUUACACAACCGGCCGCCUCGGAGUGUACACAUAUUUGAACGAUUUCUACAAGGUCAAAUUCAACGCAGAACCACUUCUGCUAGCUCGCAUGGCCAUGGGAGUGGUUGCUGGUGCCUGUGGUGCCUUCAUUGGAACCCCAGCCGAAGUAGCUCUGAUCCGGAUGACAGCCGAUGGCCGAUUGCCUGUGGAGCAACGACGAAACUAUACAAAUGUAGCCAAUGCCCUGUCACGAAUUGUGAAAGAAGAGGGCGUCGCAACUCUUUGGCGUGGUUGUGUGCCGACAAUGGGCAGAGCAAUGAUCGUCAAUAUGGCCCAGUUGGCAUCUUAUUCACAGGCCAAGAGCAUGUUCAUCAAAAAUUUCGAAAUGAAGGAAGGUCUUCAGUUGCAUUUCGUGGCGGCAAUGCUGUCGGGAUUGAUAACGACAAUUGCAUCUAUGCCCGUGGACAUAGCCAAGACCCGGAUCCAGAACAUGAAAUAUAUAGACGGAAAACCCGAAUACAAAGGAGCAAUCGAUGUUCUGGGAAGAAUCGCCCGCCAAGAAGGUAUUCUCGCCUUGUGGAAGGGCUUCACACCAUACUACUGCCGUCUGGGGCCACACACAGUCUUCACAUUCAUCUUUUUGGAGAACCUAAAUAAAUUAUAUUUUAAGCACGUUCUCGGAACAAGUGGCGGAUCGGGCCUUUAAAGGUGCAAAGUGUACCAACGACGGAGAGACGACAAUAAUAUUGCAUUUAGAUGUUGAAUAUAAUUCCAAAUGAAACGAAUAAAAUAAUCGUAGAGUAGAAUUAUAAGUUAUGAAUUAUGAUAUACAACCUUUUUUUGUUUUCCCAAUCCAAACGAAUUAUAUUUGUAGAUUUUCACAAGCAAUACGUUUCGAAGUGUGUAAAUGUUACCAAAAUAAAUUAUAUAUAUAUAAAAUUGUUAUGUUAAA
Eupeodes corollae is the source of this 1571-nucleotide messenger RNA. Its product is annotated as mitochondrial 2-oxoglutarate/malate carrier protein-like. The record is from RefSeq and is a predicted model, not a curated record. The transcript is spliced from 2 exons. Lineage: Eukaryota; Metazoa; Arthropoda; Insecta; Diptera; Syrphidae. Gene Ontology annotation, molecular function: malate transmembrane transporter activity; oxaloacetate transmembrane transporter activity; succinate transmembrane transporter activity. Gene Ontology annotation, biological process: phosphate ion transmembrane transport; malate transmembrane transport; thiosulfate transport. Bases 357 to 1325 code for a protein of 322 amino acids.